AUCAAAACCAGAAGCUGUAGAGCGAAACCCAGUCCGCCAAGGGAUCUGGAGGCAGCAGCAGCAGCAGCAGCAGCAGGUGCAGCUAGAAGGGCAGAGGCGCAGAGGCAGAGGAAGUAGCAGCAGCAGCAGCAGCAGCGCCAGAGGAGAAGCUGCCAGGUGCAGGAAAAAAAAAGCCCAAGAACUGGACACUUUAAGCAGCAGCCCCAACAUGAGCACCGUGUUCAUCAACUCACGGAAGAGCCCCAAUGUGCUAAAAAAGCAGGGCACCGACCAGUGGGUCAAGCUGAACGUGGGUGGCACCUACUUCCUUACCACAAAGACGACGCUGUCCCGUGACCCAAAUUCGUUUCUAUCCCGCCUGAUUCAGGAGGACAGCGAUUUGAAUUCAGAUCGGGACGAGACUGGCGCCUAUCUGAUCGACCGGGAUCCUAAAUACUUUGCGCCCGUUCUCAACUAUCUGCGCCAUGGCAAACUCGUACUGGAUGGCGUCUCCGAGGAGGGAGUGCUCGAGGAGGCCGAAUUUUACAAUGUGACACAGCUGAUAGCCCUGCUAAAGGAGUGCAUCCAUCACAGGGAUCAGCGACCACACGCGGACAAGAAGCGUGUGUAUCGUGUGCUGCAGUGUCGCGAACAGGAACUGACCCAGAUGAUCUCAACGCUCUCGGAUGGCUGGCGUUUCGAGCAACUGAUCAGCAUGCAGUAUAGCAAUUAUGGGCCCUUUGAAAACAAUGAGUUCCUCUGCGUGGUCUCCAAGGAAUGCGGCACAACGGCCGGCCGUGAGCUAGAGCUUAACGAUCGAGCCAAGGUCCUGCAGCAAAAGGGAUCGCGAAUUCUUGGAAUUUAAGCAGAACCCCUGAGAUAAAAAAAACUGAGAACGAGAGCUAACCAUCAUCAAGAAAGUAACCAGAAACCACAAACCACAAAACCUAUAAACCCAACUCAAACCCAAAAAAAAGAAAACAAAACACCAAUUGGAAGAGCAGCCAAGGAAACUAGGAAACUAGCCACAGUCACAGCCUCAGCCUCAGCACAGCAGACAGCAGCAGCAGGAGCAGGAGCACCCAUUACCAACACCUUCACAUACUGGAUACACACCACACACGAGAUCAGUUCAGGCUCAAAGCAUCAUCGGUUAUCCUUGGGGGUAGACCAUCGACACGCUUCAAUUUGCAUUCGAGACUAAGUUAACAGCUAUUCACUGCGAUUCUCUCUCUUUCGUGUGCGUGUGUGGUAGA
This is a messenger RNA of Drosophila serrata, 1235 nucleotides long. RefSeq names its product BTB/POZ domain-containing protein inc (gene inc). Gene Ontology annotation, biological process: proteasome-mediated ubiquitin-dependent protein catabolic process; protein homooligomerization. Lineage: Eukaryota; Metazoa; Arthropoda; Insecta; Diptera; Drosophilidae. Gene Ontology annotation, cellular component: cytoplasm; Cul3-RING ubiquitin ligase complex. The record is from RefSeq and is a predicted model, not a curated record. Gene Ontology annotation, molecular function: cullin family protein binding.